Messenger RNA from Pocillopora verrucosa, 2857 nucleotides. RefSeq names its product peroxisomal carnitine O-octanoyltransferase-like. Gene Ontology annotation, cellular component: peroxisome. Gene Ontology annotation, molecular function: carnitine O-octanoyltransferase activity. NCBI's taxonomy places the organism in Eukaryota, Metazoa, Cnidaria, Anthozoa, Scleractinia, Pocilloporidae. The record is from RefSeq and is a predicted model, not a curated record.
GCAACAGGUUCGAUUUGACACUGGCCCAGCUUUGGUGCCAAAAAUAGUCAUUCAUGCAUUGUUUAGGAUCACGGUUGGGAUUGAAAACUCUUGAAAGAAGCUGUAUGCAACUGUUUUGUAUUUCUAGCCGUGGCCUUUCAGCUUCAUCAGUGUUCAAAAACAUGGAAAAGACUUUUCAGCUUCAAAAUAAACUUCCAAGCUUACCUGUUCCUCCACUAGAACAGACUUGUAAAAAAUAUUUGGCAUCAGUAAAGCCUCACUUGACAUCAGAAGAGUAUCUUCAGACUCAGUUUUUGGUAAAUGAAUUUGCCAAUGGAGUUGGAAAAGAACUUCAAAGCAAGCUUGAGAUGAGAGCAAGUAACAUGCGUAAUUGGCUUGAAGAAUGGUGGGAGGAUGUAGCGUACUUAACACCCAGAUAUCCAUCUGCCCCAAUGGUCAACAUUGGAGGACCAAUACCAGUGACAGACAUAUGGCCAGUCCAAACUGGAGCCCAAGUAACGAGAGCUGCCAUAUUUACCCAUGCAUUCCUUAAAGUUUGGCAAGAGCUUUACAGAGAGGAAAGCCCCAUUGAGAGAAUGGGUUCAACUCCACUCUGUAUGUUUCAGUUUACACGGCUCUUUUCAUGUUGUAAAGUUCCUGGCAGGGAAAAGGACUCCUUAAGGACUAACUUUGUCACAGCCCCUGACAGUUCACCCCGUCACAUUAUUGUGCAAGUCAGAGGACGGAUUUUUAGUUGUGUGGUGCUGGAUGAAAAUAUGGAGCCUCUCUCACCAGCAGAAAUUGAAAGACAACUUCAAGAGAUAGGAUCAAUAGCUUUUUCAGAAUCCCAAGGAAUGGGAAUUGGCAGUUUAACAGGAGAAACAAGAGAUACCUGGCAUGAGCUGCAAGAACGAUUGAAAGCAUUAGACAGCAAUAACCAAAGCAUUCUGGAUACCAUUGAAACAAGUUUGUUUGUUUUGGUACUUGAUGAAAAUGAUCCUGUCACUAAAACUGAGGUUUGUAGUCAAGCCAUAACUGGAGAUUGUAGAAACCGUUGGUUUGAUAAGUCAGUGAGCAUUAUUGUCUUCAAAUCUGGCAGACUGGCUACUCACUGUGAUCACACUCCAUUUGAUGGUGUUGUGGAAAUAAACUCUAUCAUUUUGGCAAUAAAAUAUCUGAAAGAAAAAGGUGGAGAGUGGAAGGGAAAUCCAGAAGUGAAGAACUAUUAUAAACCCCAAGAACUGGUUUUUAAAGUUGAUGAUGGUAUUAACCGAGCAGUAGAUCUGGCCGUUCAAAAAUAUCAGGAAGCGGCUGACGAUGUAAAUAUCACUGUGCAUUCAUCACGGGAAUAUGGAAAAGGUUUUAUUAAGCCUUACAAGAUUCACCCAGACACGUUUGUACAAUUGGCAAUUCAACUGGCGUAUUACAGGCUACAUCGCAAACCAGCUCCCACUUAUGAAACGGGUCAGACUCGACAAUUUUAUCACGGACGGACAGAAACGAUUCGUUCAUGUACCAUGGAAUCAGUGGCCUGGUGUAAAGCAAUGUUCGAUGGCAAUGCUGAUAAGUCGACGAAAAUGCGGUUGUUUCGUGAAGCUUAUACGAGUCAUGAUUCACUCAUGAGAGACGCGGUCAAUGGCCAAGGAAUUGAUCGUCACUUGCUGGGGCUUCAGUUAAUAGCUGCCUCCGAAGGAUUGCCAACACCGGCUAUCUACACAGAUAAAGCGUGGACGGCGAGCGGUGGUGGUGGCAACUUCGUCCUGUCGACAAGUUGUGUAGGAUUUUCUUCAAUACUUGGUGGCUGCGCUGCAAUGGUGAAAGACGGGUAUGGAGCAUUCUAUAGCAUCGAGGACAACAGAAUUAACUUUGUUAUCGCGACGUUUACAACCUCUGAGGUUACGGAUGCCAAAAAGUUCCAGCAUUCACUUGACGAGAGUUUCCGAGACAUGAAACAUCUCUUACUGACAUCUAAGCUGUGAGACGAAGAGCACUCUUUUAACCCUUUCACUCUCAUGAGAGACCAAGACAGAAUUUCUCCUCACAAUAUCAAUACAUUAUCAAGCAAACAAAUAAUGAGAAUAAAGAAAAAUAUCAGUUAGGGGAUUACUAGUUGAUCCAAUACCAAAUUCUCUUACUAACAUCUUAAGAAUUGUAUGGCAGACAUUAAGGAGAAUUAGUCAUGAGGUCGUGGCAGUGAAAAGGUUAACUGAGAUAUCUCUGUAAGGUCUUGCGCUUGCGUGUGUUGAAAAUCAUUAACGAAGUGAGAAAUGAUUAAAGAAGGUAGAAGUUCGACUUACAUUCCCAGGCACUAUCGACUCUUCCCUUGGUUUACCUCCAAGUGCUCAGAACUGAUUAAACCGUAACCUCUCCUCACAAUAUCAAUACAUUAUGCAGCGUAAAAGUGACGAGAACGUAUACGCUUGUCAGCUAGGGAAUGUUGUUUUGAUGUAUAUAAUACCAGGUUCUCUUAACUAUUUACGAAAAAACUCUGUUAGGUAAAAGAAAGAAUUACUAAUCAGAUCUUGGGAGGUGAAGGGACGCGACAAGGCGAUCAUGAUAUUCAACAACGAGUUUUCAAGCAAUGGCGCAUUAUUAUUAUUUUUUUAACUUACUUUACAGGGUGGAUUUGUACCCCAAUUUAUCAGUUCAAAAUAAGUUGAGAACGUGUUAUAAGGGAACAUGUGCGCUAAAAAUUGUAAUUCGUUUGAGAAGGGUUAUUUUAAGAUGUUGUAAGAGUUAUGUCGAACAAGAAACACUUCCAAAGAUAUGUGAGAAAUUACUUCUAAUAUAUGCUCCUGUAUAAAGUUUCAGUGGUUUUAAAGGGACGACAACCUCUAUAUUCUGACCGUAAUUGAAAAUAUUAUUGAAUAAAAUUACA